UAAGGUGGCACGCUUCAGUGUGAGAAGGCCGAAAGCUCACGCGGAGAUAGCCUCUGUCUGCCUGACAUAUUUGCUGGAACCUGGGGUGAGCCAAUGAUGGAAUAUCCGCUCGCACUCUACGCUGUGAAGAGGUGGUACGAUAAUUUUCAUGACAGAGAAAAGAGCAUGCCUCUCCACCAAGUACGCAGGCUGUUUCAAAAUACUAGAAACGUGUUUGAGAACUGGGUUCGAAUCUGGAAUAUUGACGACUACUUUGGUCAAUAUCCUUCUGGAAGAAUGCCAUCACUUAUCUAUUCCGCUUCAAGUCUGGGGCUUGACUCAAUUAUAGCCGAGCUACUCUGUAGGAAGUCGCGAAAGAAUUCAUUCCCGGAGCUUAGCCCAUCAGGAGUCUCUGAAUUGAUCAGCGCCCAGGGUGGAAAGUACGGCACUGCUCUCCAGGCGGCGUCGGCAGAAGGCCACGAAGUGACCGUCAGGCUGCUGCUCGACAAGGGGUGCCGACGUCCAGGCCCAGUGUGGAUACUACGGCACUGCUCUCCGGGCGGCGUCGGCAGGAGGCCACGAAGCGACCGUCAGGCUGCUAAAAUCACAAGGCGCGGAG
Lasiosphaeria miniovina is the source of this 598-nucleotide messenger RNA. RefSeq lists its product as uncharacterized. Lineage: Eukaryota; Fungi; Ascomycota; Sordariomycetes; Sordariales; Lasiosphaeriaceae. The transcript has a single exon. The record is from RefSeq and is a predicted model, not a curated record. The annotation marks the transcript as partial.